AUGACGUGUUCGGUAUGGCUGAAGCAAGUUUGGAUCGACAAGAAGCUCUCAUGGGAUCCAAAGAGUUAUGGUGGUGUGAGCGUCCUCUAUGUGCCUUAUGAAAUGAUUUGGGUACCUGAUAUUGUGCUAUAUAACAAUGCGGACAGUAACUAUAAUAUUACAAUUUCAACGAAAGCUACGCUCCAUUAUUCCGGUGAAGUCACAUGGGAACCACCGGCCAUUUUCAAAAGUAUGUGCCAGAUUGAUGUCAGAUGGUUUCCAUUUGACGAGCAGCAAUGUCAUUUGAAGUUUGGCUCGUGGACUUACUCAGAGAACUUGCUCAAUUUGGAGCUUUUGGAGAAUAACGUACGUUAUGAAGAAGAAGUGAACGAGCAAGGCAUCGCCGACAAUAUCACUAUAGCUGACGAUGGAAUCGAUCUGUCCGAUUACUAUCCAUCAGUCGAAUGGGACAUAAUGUCGAGAGUGGCUCGUCGACGAUCGAAAAACUAUCCGAGCUGUUGCCCUCAGAGCGCAUAUAUUGAUAUUAUGUAUUACCUGGAACUUCGACGUAAACCGCUCUUCUAUACGGUGAACCUCGUGUUCCCAUGUGUCGGCAUAUCAUUUCUCACAAUUCUUGUUUUCUAUCUGCCAUCUGAUUCUGGUGAAAAAGUUACUCUAUGUAUUUCUAUACUUGUAGCAUUGACUAUCUUCUUCUUGUUGUUGACUGAAAUCAUUCCUGCGACCUCAAUAACGCUACCAUUAAUCGGGAAGUACCUUCUAUUUACCAUGGUUAUGGUAACACUCAGCGUCGUUGUUACUGUUAUUUCGCUAAAUUUGCAUUUUCGAACGCCUACCACCCACUUGAUGCCCAGAUGGGUAAAGCUGGUAUUUCUCAAAUGGUUGCCGAAAAUUCUAUUUAUGAGGCGGCCAUCUGAUGACGGUGAUGAAGCGUUCAAAAGAGUCAGCUCGAGAAAAGGAAUCGGACCAACAACGCUGGAUGGUAAAAUUCCUCUGAAUCUUCACGAACACCGAGUGGUAAAAGCAUUUGAAAAUAUUUGUUUCAUCGCCGAAUUGCUCAAGAAGAAGGAUCGAGACGACAAGAUCGACGAGGACUGGAAGUACGUGGCAAUGGUGCUGGAUCGAUUGUUUCUGUUGAUCUUUUCGUUUGCAUGUUUCAUCGGUACUGUACUCAUCUUACUGCAGGCCCCAACUCUCUACGAUGAUCGCAAACCGAUAGAUUUACAGUAUCGUCCUGCCAAUUUGAGUGCCCUUGUUUAA
Messenger RNA from Cooperia oncophora, 1257 nucleotides. Lineage: Eukaryota; Metazoa; Nematoda; Chromadorea; Rhabditida; Trichostrongylidae. The record is from the annotation of a GenBank genome assembly.